This is a messenger RNA of Lodderomyces oxycetoniae, 1650 nucleotides long. RefSeq names its product GIT3. Gene Ontology annotation, cellular component: membrane. The transcript has a single exon. NCBI's taxonomy places the organism in Eukaryota, Fungi, Ascomycota, Pichiomycetes, Serinales, Debaryomycetaceae. Gene Ontology annotation, biological process: transmembrane transport. The record is from RefSeq and is a predicted model, not a curated record. Bases 1 to 1650 code for a protein of 549 amino acids. Gene Ontology annotation, molecular function: transmembrane transporter activity.
AUGGCUACAAGAGAUAUACCCGGAUCAUUUAAUGAGCUAUGCACAGGAUGGGCAAGACGUAUACCAGGUGAGAUAACGUUUUUGAACCCAAAUUCUAUUGAGGAGAAAGAGCACGACCAUUUACCUGAUUUGGGAGUUCCUUCAUCAUCAAUAUCAUCAGAUGAAGAAUAUGUAGAAACAAAAGUUAGAGCAAAAAAUUUAUGGCCUGCAUUUGCCUCUGGUGCCGGGUUGUUUUCCGAUGGGUAUGUCAAUAACGGUAUUAGUACUGUUUUAUCAGCAUUGAAGAGGAUUUAUGGUGAUGAAUUUACCAAGUCCAAUGCUAUCAAUAAUAUUGGAUCUAUUGCUUUUGUAGGUACUGUUGUUGGACAGUUAUCUUUUGGUUAUAUAUCUGACCGUAUUGCUAGAAAAGGAGGUAUGAUGGCCGCUAACAUAAUGUUGAUUGUGUUUACUUUGCUAUGUGCUGUGGGAUCAUGGGGUGUGACUGUCCAAGGUUUCUUUGCAUGCUUUACUGUAUGGCGGUUUUUCCUUGGUGUAGCUAUAGGUGCCGAGUACCCAACAUCGUCUGUGAUAGCUUCUGAGUUUGCCAAUCAAUUACCAUCGGGCCAAAGAAAUAGAUACUUUAGUUGGUUUACCAAUUUAAUGAUUGACACGGGUUUUGUUAUGUCUGCUUUUGUUCCCUUUGUCUUGAUUUGGAUCUUUACAGAAAGACAUUUACGUGCAUUAUGGAGAGUCUCAAUUGGUCUUGGAGUCAUUCCACCAUUAUCCCUAUUCCUCAUUCGAUUGAAAAUGAAAGAUUCCAAGUCUUUCCAAAAAUUACACAUGAAAAAAGUGCGGUAUAGAGAUUAUCCAUGGUGGUUGAUAGUGAAGUUCUACUGGUUUAGAUUAACUGUUGUCUCACUUAUUUGGUUUAUUUACGACUUUUCGGCUUAUUCGUUUGGUUCUUUCAACGCUAUUAUCAUUGACGAAAUUAUUCCAGAAGCUCCAAUGUGGAAACAAUUGGGUUGGUCAGUAGUUUUUAAUUUAUUUUAUAUCCCCGGCGCUUUCCUUGGUGCCCUUGCCGCUGAUUACAUCGGACCAAGAUUAACUUUAGUUUUUGGUGUUGGAUGUCAAGGGGUGAUUGGGUUUGCCAUGUCUGCUUGUUUGGGGAGCUUAAAGAAACAUAUCGCAGGGUUUGUUGUUGUGUUUGGCGUUUUUUCAACUUUUGGUGAGUUUGGACCGGGUGAUAAUAUUGGCUUAUUAGCUUCUAAAACAUCUGCCACUGCUAUUAGAGGUCAAUAUUAUGGUAUUGCAGCUGCUAUUGGUAAGAUUGGCGCAUUUGUGGGAGCUUGGGUAUUCCCGGCCAUCCAAAAGAAAUAUGACUCUGAGACAAAUCCAGAUUUAAAGUUACAAGUUCCAUUUUAUAUCAGUUCAGGUCUCUGUUUAUUUAGUGCUUGCUUGGCAUUGUUUUUCUUACCUCACGUUGGCCAGGAUGCUAUUAACAGCGAAGAUAACGAUUUUGUUGAUUAUUUGAAAGACAAAGGAUUCGAUAUUACCCUUUUGGGCGAACUCGGUCAAGUAAAAAGUCAUGGAAGCACUACUGAAGAAGAAGAAAUAGAUAGCUUAAAGAGACAAAAAAGCGACGAUUACAAUAUUGAACAAAAAUCUUUAUAA